Messenger RNA from Mugil cephalus (flathead mullet), 2929 nucleotides. RefSeq names its product adaptor related protein complex 3 subunit mu 2 (gene ap3m2). The record is from RefSeq and is a predicted model, not a curated record. Gene Ontology annotation, cellular component: clathrin adaptor complex; cytoplasmic vesicle. NCBI's taxonomy places the organism in Eukaryota, Metazoa, Chordata, Actinopteri, Mugiliformes, Mugilidae. Gene Ontology annotation, biological process: intracellular protein transport; endocytosis. The coding region runs from base 159 to 1415 and encodes 418 amino acids. The transcript is spliced from 9 exons.
GGCUUGUGAUUGGCUCGUCCCACUCCUCUAUGGUUUCUGUCACCGGGAUCUGCUGCUCCAUCGAACGGGAGGCGACGAGGACGGCUUAAUCUUUCAUUUGGAGGAAAGGCGAAAGGCGAGACGAAAGCGUGAACAAACUGUCUUCGCCUCCAGCCACAAUGAUCCACAGCCUGUUCCUGGUUAAUGCCUCUGGGGAUAUUUUCCUGGAGAAGCACUGGAAAAGUGUGGUCAGCCGCUCUGUCUGCGACUACUUCUUCGAGGCACAGGAGCGUGCAACUGAGCCAGAGAACGUCCCGCCGGUGAUCCCCACGCCGCAUCACUACCUUAUCAGCGUGCUCAGGCAUCGCAUCUACUUCGUGGCGGUCAUCCAGAGUGAAGUGCCGCCGCUCUUCGUCAUCGAGUUUCUGCACAGAGUCGUCGACACCUUCCAGGAUUAUUUUGGUGUGUGUACGGAGGCGGCCAUCAAAGACAAUGUGGUGGUGGUCUACGAGCUGCUGGAGGAGAUGCUGGAUAACGGGUUCCCUCUGGCCACAGAGUCCAACAUCCUCAAAGAGCUUAUUAAACCACCCACCAUCCUCCGCACUAUGGUCAACACCAUCACAGGCAGCACCAAUGUGGGUGAACAGCUCCCUACUGGCCAGCUAUCAGUAGUGCCAUGGCGCCGCACCGGGGUCAAAUACACCAACAACGAGGCCUAUUUUGAUGUGGUGGAGGAGAUCGAUGCUAUCAUUGAUAAAUCAGGCUCCACCAUUACAGCAGAAAUCCAGGGUGUUAUAGACGCCUGCGUAAAACUGACAGGCAUGCCUGACCUCACUCUGUCAUUCAUGAAUCCUCGGCUACUGGAUGACGUCAGUUUCCACCCGUGUGUUCGGUUUAAGCGCUGGGAAGCAGAGAGGAUCCUCUCCUUUAUCCCACCUGAUGGGAAUUUCCGGUUGCUCUCCUACCAUGUGAGCUCUCAGAACCUGGUGGCUAUCCCGGUCUAUGUCAAGCACAACAUCACCUUUCGGGAGGGAAGCUCCCAGGGACGUUUUGACUUGACCCUGGGCCCCAAACAGACCAUGGGGAAGGCGGUGGAGUCAGUCCUAGUCAGCAGCCAGCUGCCUAGAGGUGUCCUCAACGCCAGCCUCAAUCCCUCCCAGGGAACAUACACCUUUGACCCAGUCACAAAGUUGUUGACAUGGGAUGUUGGUAAGAUCAACCCACAGAAGCUUCCCAGCCUGAAAGGCACCAUGAGCCUCCAGGCUGGAGCCUCCAAACCUGAUGAGAACCCCACCAUCAACAUCCAGUUUAAGAUCCAACAGAUGGCCAUUUCAGGACUGAAGGUGAAUCGCCUGGACAUGUAUGGUGAGAAGUACAAACCGUUCAAAGGCAUCAAGUACAUGACCAAGGCUGGCAAGUUCCAGGUCCGGACAUAAAGACUGCUGCUCUGUUACCACCGGACCAAACCACCAUGAGACUGAGGGUUACGUGUUGGGGGAAGGGGAGUCGGUACAUUCCCUGUGUAUACGCAUUUACCUUCCAAGGGUUACCUACACAAAUUGGAGGCUCUGUGUAGCAGUUAAAAGUGGACCAUUGCACAUAAAAAUCAAACCUCUGUUAUAAACUGUUCAGAGCUCUGACUGAGUCUGAAGAGUUUGAACCAAGUGUCCUAAACCUUUUCCGUCUGAGCUGAGCCUGGACCAAACCCAACUGAUCCUACUGCUCGGUACUCGUCAUUUACACUGUUACACCACCAGUUUUAAUCGAACCAAAUCCAGGCGGGUCAGACAUACAUUUCAAAUCUCAACAAAGUUGCCACAAUCUGAUUGAAAUGAACCCUUCCACCAUGUUUGACUGAAUAGAAGUGUGUAGCUGACUGGACUGGAUAUUGGACUACUAGUACAUGGAAACACAUUCUUAUAAACACAGAUAUUAUGACCUGUGCAUUAUUACAUAACUUUAAUCUUUUCAUUGCAAAGCAAUUCCACAAGUUAAAACAUUGGGGUCUUACAGCACACAUUGAGCUAAGUUAAGGAAGUACUGACAUGGAUAAGGUGGAUAUGCUCUAACAGACUUAGUUUCAGAAUGUUCCAGAACCAGCUCCUACAUUGUUUAUGUGUGCUAUAAAGAGUCCACACUGUUAACUACUCAUGAAACCCACCCCUGUUUUAUUUUUUACCCUCCUGUCUCGUUGUUUUUUAUUUCUUUCCGGCUCUCUGCCCCAUCGUUUGUCUGUCUGUCCACUUUUCUCAAAGUUUCAAUAAUUUAACUGGAGUCCUCACGCUGACAUGAGAAUAUGACACUGGAACCGUCCUCAUUCACGCACUUUUACCUCUGCUGGUACGAACAUUUCUUCAUGGUGCAGAUGGAUGUAGAAGCCGUUUGAGCUGUUUUUGAGAGAAAUUCAGGUACAUGUUCAUCUGUUUUAUUCAACUUCAAUGAUUAUUUAACUAAAAGGAUCAGCGUCUAAAGUAAUGUUGUAUCUUUAUAUUUUUAAAGCGUUAACUCUCCACAAGCUUGUUCUUUAACAAGCAUCACAGUAUAUUGAAAAACAAAACUGAUCACAAAAGGGUACUCUCCUCUCAGUGCAUCACAACCCUUACAGUCAGAAAUACAACAGCGUGCAUUUCUUGUUGUUGCCGUGGCAACUGAGCUAAUCAGUGACACUCAAGGUGAUGCUUUCAGGCCUCUGGGUCUCUGUUGAAAUCAGCCCACCAUCAUAUUCCGGUCUCUUAGGGUUGGCAUCAAGAUUCUUGGCUGCUUCCAAUAUAUGCCAUGGUAUUAAACAGUCAAAAUAAAAAUGUGUUAGGAGGAACGGCGAGGUACCUCAGAAGAAAUGUCGAAGGUUUGCGUUUUGUGUUUACAACAUUUUGUUUGUGUUUGUUGAACAGCCUCCAAUGGAGUGUUACACUGGAGAAAUAAAGAAAAAUAAAGACUGGAUGUGUUAUAA